AUGGAGAAUACACUUUUGUCACUGUCUAUCAUCUAUGUGAUCAUGUGGAGUAUGAGGUUAAUAAUUACUGCAGUAAUGAGAUAUUUAAAAAGUAACACUAGCACAGGAAGUGAUCAGAUCUUUUUUACUUCAAGAUGUUCAUCAAGCUUUGGGUUGAAUGCAAGGAGGCAACCUAUUGUUAUGCAACAUUAUCAGACCUUUAAGACAUUUGAUAUUAUUGAUGAUUUCGGGGAUCAUCAUUACCGUAAUACUUUGGGCUUUCGAGGAUAUCAGCCUACACAUGCUUGGACAAAGGUUAUUAGUAAUGAAUGGAAGAUUUUGGAGGAAAACUUGCCAGACACAAUAUAUGUCCGAGUGUCUGAGAGUAGGAUGGAUCUUUUGCGAGCUGUCGUCAUUGGACCAGCAGGCACCCCCUACCAUGAUGGGUUGUUUGUCUUUGAUGUUCGCUUCCCACCUAAAUAUCCUGCUGUACCACCCGAGGUUCAUUACCACUCCAAAGGGCUUGGAAUUAAUCCGAACUUGUACAGUUGUGGGAGAGUCUGCCUCAGCCUUCUGAACACGUGGGCAGGUCGUGGGAAUGAGAAAUGGUUGCCAAACAGGUCUACGGUACUACAGGUUUUGGUGUCAAUACAAGCUUUAGUACUAAAUGAAAAACCCUUUUUUAACGAGCCUGGGUAUGAUAGCACCUAUACUGGGAGUGAGGGGGCGAGAAGAUCCAAAAUGUACAACGAAAAAAUCUUCAUUUCAUCCUUGAAAACAAUGGUUUACACCCUACGAAGCCCCCCACGGCAUUUUGAAGAUUUUGUUUCUGGUCAUUUUCUUGUUCGCGGCCGUGCUAUUUUAUUAGCUUGCAGAGCUUACAUGGAGGGGGCUGACAUAGGUUGCAUAGUGAAAGAUGAAAUACAGGGUCCUAGAAAGGUGGAAAAGCGCAACCUGACAGGAUUUAAGAGAGACAUAGCUAGACUAAUGAAUCCUCUCAUUGUAAAUUUUACCAUGAAUGGAUCAGAGGACUGCGCUGAAUUUCACCUCACAGAAUGA
Daucus carota subsp. sativus is the source of this 1038-nucleotide messenger RNA. RefSeq names its product putative ubiquitin-conjugating enzyme E2 38. The transcript is spliced from 5 exons. The record is from RefSeq and is a predicted model, not a curated record. Lineage: Eukaryota; Viridiplantae; Streptophyta; Magnoliopsida; Apiales; Apiaceae. Bases 1 to 1038 code for a protein of 345 amino acids. Gene Ontology annotation, molecular function: ubiquitin conjugating enzyme activity.